AUGCUCCUCCUGUGUUGCGACAUUAUCAACAGAUUCGCGCUAUCGCACCUGUCGAGCGCGCAGAGAGAGAGAGUUGCAGCAUCACGACGCAGACGUCGAGCUGAACAAGAAGAACAGGAAGGCAGCCCAGUAAGACGUAGAGGAAGGCCUAGAGUAGAGCCUUCUCAAAACAUUUCUGCUGCUUAUAUCUUGCAGCUUUCUCACAUUCGUCCUUUGGAUCUUGAAUGUAUGGACAAGGAAUGUCCCUACUGUCACGCCCUUCACUGGAUCGAUAACAGGAAAGAGACAUCUUCGAUGAGAAAUUCUAUUAAAUCUGGCUAUAAGUGUCAUAUGAUUGUUAGAGAGAGAAAAGCUAAUCAUGAAAACGCAAACGAAUUCGGCGCAAGUGAAGUUGGAAUUAAAUAUAAUGGAACAAAGUACAUCGUCGAAGGAGGUGUAAAGUUGCCAAAAGCAUUAAAAGAUAUGCUAGAUAAUCUCAUAUUAAACAAUAACGGUAGCUGUGAAGUCCUCAUUACAUUUGAGCUACAGCAUUCAGGCUUGAACGUGACGCUGAUGAUAGCAGACAGACCAGAAAGUACAUUACAAGAAUAAGUAGAUUAAAACAGAUGAGUUUUCCAAGUGACAUACUUCGCUUCGGUAAGCAAGUGCUUCCUUUACUGGUUUUAAUUUGGC
Molecule: messenger RNA, 672 nt
Organism: Rhizopus microsporus ATCC 52813
Lineage: Eukaryota; Fungi; Mucoromycota; Mucoromycetes; Mucorales; Rhizopodaceae
Exons: 2
Coding region: 1-591 (196 amino acids)
Source: RefSeq, a predicted model, not a curated record